This is a messenger RNA of Blumeria graminis f. sp. triticale, 1338 nucleotides long. Lineage: Eukaryota; Fungi; Ascomycota; Leotiomycetes; Helotiales; Erysiphaceae. The record is from the annotation of a GenBank genome assembly.
AUGUCACCUUCCGCAACUGCAACCAUUGCAAAAACAAAUAUAGCCACAAGUUUAAGUUCCCAUUUGGAGAUUUUAGAACGUCCCAAUACCGAAGCGAAAGAUGGCGUGAUUGCAGCGAAAGGAUUAAUUGGACAAGCUUUGAGCCAACGAGUCAAUUCUAUUGAUUUUAACACCUGUGAAGCAGGUGAUGAAGACACCUUCUUUGUGGCCGAUCUUGGUGAGGUCUACCGUCAACACAUAAGAUGGAAGGUAAAUCUUCCGAGGGUCCGACCAUUCUAUGCGGUCAAGUGUAACCCCGACCCUAAAGUCAUACGCCUAUUAGCGGACCUCGGAACUGGUUUUGACUGCGCUUCGAAAGCUGAGAUUGAACAGGUGCUUAAAAUAAAUGUCGAACCGUCUCGCAUUAUUUACGCUCAGCCAUGCAAAACUAAUUCGUAUGUUCGUUACGCGUGUAGUAAAGGUGUCAAACAGAUGACUUUUGAUAAUACCGACGAGCUCUACAAAGUCCAAAAACUCUUUCCUGAAGCCGAACUCAUACUACGCAUUUCCACCGACGACUCGUCUAGCUUGUGUCGUUUGAGCCUAAAGUUUGGGGCUGAAAUGGAUAUGACUGAAGAACUUUUAGAUCUUGCUAGGAAAUUGGGUCUCAGGGUCGUGGGUGUAAGCUUCCAUGUCGGAUCUGGUGCUUCUGAUCCUCUUGUUUUCAGAAAAGCAGUUCAAGACGCUCACAUAGUCUUCUGCCAGGCAGCGGCACGUGGUUUCCAUCUUCAUACGCUUGAUAUUGGAGGUGGGUUUACUUCAGAAACUUUUGAAGCCAUGGCAGCAACGCUGAAUAAAGCUCUCGAUGAGCUUAUCCCGCCACACAUAAAUAUAAUUGCAGAGCCAGGUCGUUAUUAUGUCGCUACCGCCUUUACCUUAGCCUCUCAUGUCAUAGCCCGUCGCACUAUCAAUGACCCCAUCACCUUAUCAAAGAGUUUUAUGCUCUAUCUCAAUGAUGGUCUUUACGGCAACUUUUCUAGUAUCAUGUUUGACCAUCAGAAUCCCGAAGCUAUGGUCCUUCGGGCCGGCAACUGGACCUGUUAUGAUGAUAUUUGUGCCCAGAAGUCUCAGAGCGGAACAGAAUACUCCAUCUGGGGACCAACCUGUGACGGCAUUGAUCGUAUCUGCGCAAGUAUUCGGUUCGAUCACAUCCUGGACGUUGGUGAUUGGCUCUACUUUGAGAAUAUGGGUGCCUACACAAAGUGUUCUGCUACACGAUUCAAUGGGUUUACACACACACACGAUGUCAUCUACGUCGUAAGCGAGCCAGGGGCUCGUGCUCUAUUGGGAACGGAUUGA